Aphidius gifuensis is the source of this 3013-nucleotide messenger RNA. It is a transcript of the gene TM9SF2, whose product is annotated as transmembrane 9 superfamily member 2. The record is from RefSeq and is a predicted model, not a curated record. Gene Ontology annotation, biological process: protein localization to membrane. The coding region runs from base 231 to 2225 and encodes 664 amino acids. The transcript is spliced from 10 exons. Gene Ontology annotation, cellular component: membrane. Lineage: Eukaryota; Metazoa; Arthropoda; Insecta; Hymenoptera; Braconidae.
GGCAAUGUUCACAUUCAUGACGUGUCAUGGCUGAAAAAUUUUGGUGUGAUAUAAAAAAAUCCUGAUAGCCAAGGUUAAUUGUCAUUGAGCCGUGUUCGUUAAUUGCCAUCUGAACAACAAUCCGACAAUUCAUAACGAUAUUAACAGUUUAAAUAAUUUAAUUUAAAUAAUUAUAUGUUUGAUUAAAGUUGUAAAAAAAUAAACACUAAGUGGUUUAAAAAAUUGUGAUAAUGGCGUCAAAAUUGACGAUAUUAAUUGUCAUAUUAUGCGUAAUUAAUGAAGGAUGGAGUUUUUAUUUGCCUGGUCUUGCACCUGUCAAUUUUUGUCGUGUUGGUGAUGACACCAAAACAUGCAAGUCAGAAAUAAAGCUCUUUGUAAAUAGGCUGAAUUCAGAUGAAUCUGUCAUUCCAUUCGAGUAUUAUCACUUUGACUUUUGUAUGAGUGAAGAUAAAGAAUCACCAGUUGAAAAUUUGGGACAAGUUGUAUUUGGUGAAAGAAUACGUCCAUCACCAUAUAAACUUGAAUUUUUAAAAGAGGAUUAUUGUCGUAAAACAUGUACAAAAACAUAUGUUGGUGGUGAUGAACAAUCUGAAAUGAAAUUAAAUCGUUUAAAAGAAGGUAUGGAAAAAAAUUAUCAGCAUCAUUGGAUUGUUGAUAAUAUGCCAGUAACAUGGUGCUACAGAUCAGAUGAAAGACAAUAUCGUACAACAAGAUUUCCAAUGGGUUGUUUUUCAAAAAAUAAUGGACAAUUACCAUACAGUACAUGUGGUGUUAAUAGUGCAUAUAAUAAAGAUAAUACAUACUAUCUUGUUAAUCAUGUUGAUAUAACAAUAACAUAUCACAGUGGUGAAAAAGAAGAAUGGGGUUCUAGUUUUGGUAAUAAAGGUGGAAGAAUAAUUGCCGUUGAAGCUGUACCAAGAAGUAUUAAUCAUAGAUCACCUGAUCAUCCUGAUUGUUCAAUAAAAGCACCACCACUUGAAAUACCAGCUGAUAAAUUAAAACCAAAUGAAAAAUUAGAUAUCACAUAUACUUAUUCAAUUCAUUUUAAGAUGAAUAAUACAAUCAAGUGGUCAUCAAGAUGGGACUAUAUUCUCGAUUCGAUGCCACAUACCAGUAUCCAGUGGUUUAGCAUUUUGAACUCAUUGGUGAUUGUUUUAUUUUUAUCUGGUAUGGUUGCUAUGAUUAUGCUACGAACAUUACACAAGGAUAUUGCUCGAUACAAUCAGGCUUAUUUUCAGAUUGAAUCUGGUGAAGAUGCACAAGAAGAAUUUGGAUGGAAACUUGUUCAUGGUGAUGUUUUUAGACCACCAAGAAAAGGAAUGUUGUUAUCAGUAUUUCUUGGUUCUGGUAUUCAAGUAUUUUUCAUGACUCUUGUAACACUUGCUUUUGCUUGCCUGGGAUUUUUAUCACCGGCUAAUAGAGGAGCACUUAUGACAUGUGCAAUGGUUUUGUAUGUGUGCCUUGGUACACCAGCUGGAUAUGUCUCUGCAAGAAUUUACAAAAGUUUUGGUGGUGAAAAAUGGAAAUCAAAUGUUUUACUAACAGCAAUGCUAAGUCCUGGAAUUGUCUUCAGUUUAUUUUUUGCUCUUAAUUUAAUAUUCUGGAGUAAAGAAAGUUCAGCAGCAGUACCAUUCAGCACAUUGAUUGCUCUUUUGGCAUUGUGGUUUGGUGUCUCAGUUCCUCUUACAUUUAUUGGUGCUUAUUUUGGUUUUAGAAAACGCGCACUUGAACAUCCAGUAAGAACAAAUCAAAUUCCACGACAAAUACCAGAGCAAAGUUUUUAUACUCAAUCAAUACCAGGUGUUGUUAUGGGUGGUGUUUUACCAUUUGGCUGUGUAUUUAUACAAUUAUUUUUCAUUUUAAAUUCACUAUGGUCUAGUCAAAUGUAUUACAUGUUUGGAUUUUUAUUCCUUGUAUUUUUAAUUCUUGUUCUUACUUGCUCCGAGACGACAAUACUUUUGUGCUAUUUCCAUCUGUGUGCAGAGGAUUAUCACUGGUGGUGGCGUAGUUUCUUGACCUCAGGCUUUACAGCUGUUUAUCUUUUGAUUUAUUGCGUUCACUUUUUCUUUACAAAACUCGAGAUUGAAGACACAGCAUCAACAAUUUUAUACUUUGGUUAUACACUUAUCAUGGUAUUUUUGUUCUUCCUACUAACAGGUUCAAUUGGAUUCUUUGCUUGUUUCUGGUUUGUCAGAAAAAUUUACAGUGUUGUUAAGGUUGAUUAAAUUAAAAAUAAAUAAAAAGUGAUGCAGUGAAAUGUGAGUAAUGUGUCAUCAAUAUGAGAAUAUAUUUAUCAAGAAUCAUUGUCUACUUGUACGAGAUCAAAGUAUUUAAUCAACAGUAUUAUACAUCAAUAAAUUAAUAAUAAUUAUUGUUGUUUUGAUACUGAAAACUCGUGCUAGAUGAUUGUCAAUCGGCAACAACUUAAUGAAAAAAAAAAAUUACAUAUAAAUAAUAAAGAAACAAUUGACAUUGUUGAUUAUCAAGUGAUAAAUAACUAAAAAUCAAAGGGUGUGAUUCAAAAAAAAAAUAAUAUUUCUCAUCGAUAUUUAAUAAUAAUAUUUGAAUAUAUUUAUUGAUAUGUUCACGAAUGCAUGUGUGUUUAAUAAAAAAAAUAAAUUGUACAAAUUGGCCAUUAAAAAUUUGAAUGGUUGACUUAAAAUAAUACUUUUUUUUUUUUUUUUUUUAAUUUUAAAACCGUGUUAUUACUGAUAAUAUUAUUAUUUGACUUAUUUUUUUUUUCUUUUUGUUUUAUUAUUGCAAUAAAAAUAGACUGUAAAAAAAAAUAUAUAAAAAAAAAAUUAAUUUAAUUUUUAAUAAUCGUCGGAUAUACAUUAGAUUUAAUUGAUAAAAAUAAAAUGCACAUUCUACAAUUUAUUGAUUUUUUUGUAUAUUAAUAGAUACCACUAAAUACGUGGUUAAUUUUAAGUGUGUUAAUAAUAUAAAUAAAUCUUAUUAAUUAAGUUACAAUAAUAUAUUUAUUGUCAUUAAUUUAUUAGCAAUAUAUUUUCCU